Molecule: messenger RNA, 1854 nt
Organism: Schistosoma mattheei
Lineage: Eukaryota; Metazoa; Platyhelminthes; Trematoda; Strigeidida; Schistosomatidae
Source: the annotation of a GenBank genome assembly
AUGGUUAGGUUGCUACGAUUGGUAUUGCUCCGUCAUGUGAAGAGUUGCAGUUUUUACGCUAGAUCUUUAUAUGUACAGUUUGAAUUACCAAGUUAUCUGUUACCCAAGAAAAAUCCAUUAUCUUCUUCUUACUGUUUGGUGAUCAACAGUAUGGGAAAUAUAUGUAAUUUUCUCUGUCCUCAAAAUGUUAACAGAUGUUAUUCAACCUCCGCAUUAGAUGCUUCAAUUCAUGAUUCAGACGUAAAACUUUUAUGUGAAAAUGAAGCCGUACCUAUAUCAGUGGAAAACAUUAAUGACAGUGAUGAACAUGUAACAAGUGUUGUUCAUAAAGAAUCAGUUUCAAAGCACAAAGAGAAAUCAAAUAACAGUACUCCUGGUCAGCUAAAGUCUAUAUCUCCUUCGCUGCAAGGUCCGAAAGUAAUAAAAGAGUAUGUAAAAUUUCCUUUUCUUACGGAUAACGAGAUGGGACAUUGGAUUAUUAAGUCUCGGUUCAUGUUUAUAUUACGCGGACCACCUGGUUCGGGGAAAUCUUUUGUGUCGGAGUGCAUCCGAAUUCGUUUUCCCAUGGCUAAGAUCUUUUCUGCAGAUGAUUUCUUUUAUUUAGAAUCAAACGGCUAUGAGUACCAAUUUGACACCAGUCGAUUGAGUGAAGCUCACGAGUGGUGUCAUAAUAAUGCUUAUAAUGCUGCUUGUUCUGGGUACAGCCCAAUAGUUAUUGACAACACAAACACAAGAAAUUGGGAAACACGUUAUUACACAGAUAUGGCUCGUCGUUUUCACUACUUUGUAAUCAUGGUCAUCCCACAAACACCAUGGCGAUUUGAUGCGGAAACUUUAACUAUGCGUAAUGUACAUUUUGUCAGUUUAGAGACCAUUGAAGCUAAAGUCCGGAAUUUCGAACAUAUCUAUCCAUUGUAUUAUGGUUGGUUUUGGUCGGCACCACCGAGUGAAACAUAUUCAAAACUUGACAUCUCAGAUACUUCACGAGACAUAGUUAGUAGACCAGGUAAACGGCGUAAAAGCUCUAUUCACUCAAACCCAUGUAUGGAAUUGAAUCGGUUGCUUAAAUGGGGAUGGGAUGCUCUUAAUACUAUUAUAGAAUUACCCGGAGUACAUCAUGAAUUAAUAAAUGCUUUCGGUCUGCCCCAAGAUGCAACUGUACAAGAUGUAAUAACUCAUUGGGAAUCCGCUACAAUACCUGACUUCGGGACAGGUUUGAAAACUUGCAACACACCUAGUAUUCCUCAUGUAACAGCUAAAUUUUCCGGAUAUGGUCGAGCCUUCGGUGCAGAACAUUAUGCUCUACGUAGAUCUGUGAAUGAAAAUUUACUGGGAAAAUUAUUCACAGUACAAAUUAUCGGCUUAGUGAUCACUCCACGUACAAUAGGUGCUAGGGUUAAACUUCCAAAUGAUGAGGUCAUUCGACAUCUCUGGGCUGCCGACGAUCAACAAGUUGUAUUCCCAGAUAAUAUUGGUAUAAUGCCUGUGAAUCGUCCAACUGGUUGUCGUGCUCAUGUUACAAUGGCAUUAGCAACUGGUGUAUCCCCAGCAGAAACAGGUCUUGAUUUACUACGUGUUGUAGACAUGGAGUUGAACAAUCGGCCGGGCGAUCAUGUAGCAAUUAUUAAAAAUGGUUCUGUUCGUCGACUUAUCAUUCCAAAAUUACACUGUAAUACUUCACCUGAACGCUGUUUAGUAAAGGUACCAAAUAAAUUAAACUAUCAUCCACGUAAUAAUAAUAACUUUUACGUUAAUGGUAUCUCAUCAGUUCCGCUCUCAGAUUGUGAGACUAUUUAUGUGUACGAUCUUGAUUUUCCUCAUCACUACCGUGUUACUUUUGCUGCUUCAUAUUGA